This is a messenger RNA of Drosophila busckii, 1304 nucleotides long. RefSeq names its product mitochondrial folate transporter/carrier. The coding region runs from base 117 to 1088 and encodes 323 amino acids. Gene Ontology annotation, molecular function: FAD transmembrane transporter activity; folic acid transmembrane transporter activity. Gene Ontology annotation, biological process: nucleotide transport; folate import into mitochondrion. The transcript is spliced from 5 exons. NCBI's taxonomy places the organism in Eukaryota, Metazoa, Arthropoda, Insecta, Diptera, Drosophilidae. The record is from RefSeq and is a predicted model, not a curated record. Gene Ontology annotation, cellular component: mitochondrion.
AGACGCACAGCAACAGCAGCGAAAAAAAGUGAUUAAGCAGCACCAAAAUUGCACAACAAUAGCAAUACAUAUAGAAAUACUUAAAAGUCAAAGGAAUCAACAAAUUCAAAGUCAAGAUGAAUGCAAGCACAGCGCAGGGCAGCCCCAGCAAGCUAAAGUUUAAUUUAUUUGCUCAUGUCAAAUACGAGCAUCUUGUGGCCGGCAUUUCGGGAGGCGUGGCAUCUACACUAAUACUGCAUCCAUUGGAUCUCAUCAAAAUACGCUUUGCGGUUAAUGAUGGACGCACAGCAACAGUGCCACAGUAUCGUGGCUUGGGCAGCGCAUUUACUACAAUAUUUCGCCAGGAGGGCUUCCGCGGCCUCUACAAGGGUGUAACACCAAAUAUAUGGGGCUCUGGCUCAUCUUGGGGCCUGUACUUUAUGUUCUACAACACCAUCAAGACCUUUAUACAGGGCGGCAACACUACAAUGCCUUUGGGUCCUACCAUGCACAUGUUGGCUGCUGCAGAGUCUGGCGCAUUGACGCUGCUGCUUACGAAUCCCAUUUGGGUAGUCAAGACGCGUCUUUGCCUGCAAUGUGAUGCAGCCAGCAGUGCGGAAUACCGUGGCAUGGUGCAUGCUCUAGCACAAAUCUACAAGGAGGAGGGCGUGCGUGGACUCUAUAGAGGUUUUGUGCCCGGCAUGCUGGGUGUCUCUCACGGUGCCAUACAAUUUAUGACAUACGAGGAGCUGAAGAAUGCCUACAAUGAAUAUCGCAAGCUGCCCAUCGAUACAAAACUUGCUACCAGUGAAUAUUUGGCAUUUGCGGCCAUAUCGAAACUGAUUGCUGCUGCCGCAACGUAUCCAUAUCAGGUGGUGCGGGCACGCCUGCAGGAUCAUCACCAUCGUUAUAGCGGCACCUGGGAUUGCAUCAAACAGACUUGGAGAUAUGAGGGUGCGCCCGGUUUCUACAAGGGUUUGCAGGCAAGUCUGACACGUGUGGUGCCCGCUUGUAUGAUCACGUUCCUAGUCUACGAGAAUGUAUCGCAUUACAUGCUGGACCAUCGUAAGCGUCAAUUAUUGGCUCGUGAUCUUUCGGAAAAGAAAUGAGGAGGCUUUUAACAGUGGGGAUUUGCACAAGUUUUUCUUCCAAAUAACUUGACGUACCUUAACAAAUUUUUGUAGUCAUGUACAGCUUUCAAAAUGGUUUUGUGUUGAACAUUUAACCAAAUACUGUUAUAUUCCUUAUUGUAUAUUAAACAAUAGAUAUUAUGCAUUAAAUAUAUAAAAUGAAAACGAUAUUCCUGCAAUGGUAGCCACAAAUGA